AAAAUACAAAGGCCUUUUUGUCCCGCAGUUAUUGGGAUGACAAAAAAAAAAUCAGUAAAAAUUCCAUUUGCAAUCUGUAAUAGUAUCUUUCAGAAUAUUUCGCUAAACAUGAUCUAAUUAACUUAUUUGCCCAUUUACAUGCACACAUAUGACGCAUAUUAUUGCUUAAAUAUUAGAUAAACAAUACUUUACAGUGCAUUCACUCUUAAUUAUAUAUUUACUUCUCGCAGGCAGCAAAACUCUGGCUACGACUUCGAGGCGUUUUUCUUUUUUUUCUUUUUGUUGUACUGAUAAAACACAAUAAGAGGGAAGUAGUAUAAAGUCGUAUUACUCACCACGCCUUUGCGGUUGAAAAAAACUAGGUCUUGCUCGCAUCAACACCCACAUAAUGCCGAUAUUAUAUAGUGUUAUAGCCCGUGGCACGACGGUGCUGGCUAAGUUUGCUGAAUGUGUUGGCAAUUUUGCAGAAGUAACGGAACAAAUAAUGGGCAGGAUUGGCAUUCACAAUCACAAAAUGACCUACACACACGGCGACUAUUUAAUACAUUACACUUGCGAAAAUAAGCUGAUUUACAUGUGUAUAACCGACAACGAAUUUGAACUUCCACGCGCUUUUCUCUUCUUGGCGGACAUUAAGCAGAAAUUUAUACAGACUUAUGGCUUACAGGUUGCUACAGCAAUUGCCUAUGCAAUGAACACGGAGUUCUCCAAAAUUCUGUCCCAGCAAAUGGUAUACUAUAGUCAAUCGCGAGAUGUGGAAACCUUAACCCGUGUACAUGGUCAGGUUGACGAACUGAAAGAUAUAAUGAUUAAGAAUAUUGAUAGUCUGCGCGAUCGGGGCGAGAAACUGGAGCUGUUGGUCAAUAAAACAGAGAACUUAAGUAAUAACUCAGUUGCAUUCCGCAAAGCGUCGCGCAAUUUGGCACGUCAAAUGUUUUGGAAAAAUAUUCGCAUCUACGUUGUCGUCGGCUUAGUAAUCAUAUUUAUUAUUUAUGUAAUUGUAAGCAUGGCCUGUGGUGGCCUUGCCUGGCAGUCGUGCAUUCAAUAGGCCGAUGCGAUGCGAAAGUUCGAAUUGUUAUAGUUCAUAGCGAUGUUUAUUUACAUAUUUAACUUUCGUACUAUCAUAAUCUCUGUUAUAUUUAAUAAAGAUGAAUGUAUAAAGUAUAUUUAAAAAAAAAUGUCCGCUCGUAGUAUUCUGAUUCAAUUGUCCUCCACAUAAACGAUGUCAUUGGCCUUAACAUUUCCUGGACUCCGGAGACCCAAAUGCAAUCCCAUCGCUGGCGACGGGUAGUCGAACAAACGAUAGCUGUAAGCGAUUGGCAAAAGUUUAAGUGUUAAGCGCGGAAAUAUUCAUAUUGGGCUUUGAUAAUGCCCCAUAUUGCCCAUCUACCUGCGAAGUGUUUUCAGCGGAUCGCCGUCGAUGUCCCGCUCAGCCGUUCUAACGUUUAUGUUCGUGAAAAUGCACCGAGUGCAAGGUGCAACUACACGAAAGAUAGCCUCGUUGCCGAUGCGUAUCCAUUGCCAGUGGUCUUCGGCGUAAGGCUCAUCAACGUCCA
This is a messenger RNA of Drosophila montana, 1556 nucleotides long. RefSeq names its product Vesicle-associated membrane protein 7 (gene Vamp7). The transcript has 5 exons. Gene Ontology annotation, cellular component: SNARE complex; membrane. The record is from RefSeq and is a predicted model, not a curated record. Lineage: Eukaryota; Metazoa; Arthropoda; Insecta; Diptera; Drosophilidae. Bases 389 to 1048 code for a protein of 219 amino acids. Gene Ontology annotation, molecular function: SNARE binding; SNAP receptor activity. Gene Ontology annotation, biological process: vesicle fusion; exocytosis.